Messenger RNA from Phaedon cochleariae (mustard beetle), 2636 nucleotides. The record is from the annotation of a GenBank genome assembly. NCBI's taxonomy places the organism in Eukaryota, Metazoa, Arthropoda, Insecta, Coleoptera, Chrysomelidae.
AGGCAGUGGAGGCACAGCGAACAGACCUCGAAAGCUCCGAAGAAUCGAAAGUUUAAUCACAGUUCAUAGUGUUUAAUGCACAUUUUUUUGUUCAUGUAUGUAAGAUAUUCCGAACUUACUAAUAAGAAAUUAUCAAAGAAUACCAAUUAUCAUCAAACUUUUCCCGCUGGAAACGGAUGUAUAUAAGCGAUAAAUAUAGCUGGUGUUUCUACUGAUCUUCCAGAAAUGGGGGGCUGUAAAUGCACUUAUAAAAAUUGUGAAAAUACUACAAAAACUACAGAAAAUGUGCAUUUUUUUCAUUAUCCAGUGAAAAACAAGGAAAGAUGUAAAGCAUGGAUUGUCAAUGCAAGUAAACCCCAGUUCUGUGAUCUGGAAGAAGAACAACUUCGCAACAAAGUAAUUUGUGAGUUGCAUUUUGAAAAUAAAUGGUUUCCAAAUAGUCAAAAGAAACGAUUACUUCAGGGUGCAAUACCUACUGUAGAUGCUGGCUGUACUGAUGAAGAAGAAACAGAACCUCCAAUGUAUGUAUCACCAGAAUUGCAAGAUAUUCAAAUUCUACCUGCCAAUUCAGAUGGUACCUUAUUUAUAUUAGACACUGAGUCAAUGUUCUGCAGAUCUUCUAAUAAAGUUGAAUCUUAUGUUUACAAGAAUGGAAUGAUUGUUCCCUCUAAUCAGGCUCCAAAGCAUGAGUUUAAGCAAAUCACAUCUCGGGCUAGACCUUCCACUAGCCAAUUUAGUAACAAUGUGAGUGAUUCUUACACUCUAUUUUCUAAUUCAAUUAAGCAUGAAGAAAUGAUAGAUACUUCUUCAAUAAAAACUGAACAGCCAGACUAUCUUGAAAACCAAAACAGAUUUCAGACACAGAGAAAUGGUUUGCAAAGUGUGCAAGAGAACAUGGAUUUAGAGUUUGAGCAAAAUGAUGAGAUACAUUCAUCAGAGAUAUCCUGCAGAAAAAAUUUGCAAAGUCCAGGCAUGAUAAAAAGUUUGCCUAUAAAGAAUGCUGUUCCAAACCCUGCCCUUGGAAGGAAUUAUCUUCGUAAGAUCCAACAACAUAGUAGAGAUAUUGCAUCUAUAAAAAAAAUGUUGAGACAGAAGGUAUCAACUGAAACCAAGCCAAAUACAAAUAUAAUACUUAAUUCUAUGAAGGAGCAACUUCCUCCCACAUUUUUUACCCUGUUAAACUUGAACUUGAAUAACAAAUGUGAACUGACUGAUGAAGAUGUGGAUUUCUUCACAACCAUUCACAAAACUUCACCUGAGGUAUACCAGUUAUUAAUUGAUAAAUAUAGAUGGAAUUUGCCAGGUGUAGAUAUUGUAGAAGCAGUAGAAUGAGUGUUGAUUGAUUGUAUUUAUUACCCAUAGGUUUUGUAAAUUUGAGUUGAGAAUUAAGUCAAGAAUAUGAUAGGUAUCCAAUAUUAAUGGUAAUUUUAUAAUACAUUUUCAACUGAAUGCCUACACAUUGCUUUGAAUCUACAACAUGUGAAUCCUAAUUAUUCAAGAUAAUGUGCAAUAUAGGUAUGUGCUUCCCUAUUCACAGCUAAAUUCUCCCUUUAUUUCACUGAAUUUAAUUUCCUCCACUCACUAUUAUGAUUCAUCAAGACUAGACAUUUUUCAUUUUCGAUUUUUGAGGUAUAACUUCAACCUGAGUGAAAAAGUUGACAUAUCUCUGUUCAAAUAUGGUUUGUGAUUUGAUUUAAACAAUAAAAAUUCUUCAUUUUAACUUCACUGAACAGCCAAAUUAAUACAGGAGCAUAAUUGUACAUAAAAUUUGAAAUUAUUAUUUCUCCCAACAGCAAAAUUAAUACAGGAGCAUAAUUGCCUAUAAAGUUUGAAAUUAUUAUUUCUCCCCUUAGUCCCUUCACAUUUUAUGCAGGGUGGGGCAGGAAGAACUCUCCGAUUUGGAAACCAUCUAUAGCAACAUAUGGCAUUUUCAAUGUGUAUUCUAUCCACCUUGCACUGUGUAAAACAUGACUUGGGACAGUACCACCACGAAGCACUUUCAUCAUUGAAGAGUUUAUUCAUAAUGAUGGUUCAUUGGAAAUGGUGGUACUUGCUGGAUUUAACCCCAUCUGAUUUUUGUCUUUGGGCCUACCUCAAGGAUAAAGUGAAUCAAUAUCGUCCCCAAUCUCUAGAAGAUCUUUUGGAGAGGAUAUUUUUGCCAUUCUGUGUGGAAUGAUCCACAGAGUGAUGGAACAUUAUCAGUAUCUACCACCACCAAUUAUUUGGAAAAAAAUUCCAAUGAAUUUUAAAUCCACUAUCUUGUGGAUAUUGCUCAACGGAAUUGAAAGUAAAAUAGACCUAUCGGAGAUUUAAAAUACCUCUCUAACAUAGGUAUAAUUGUGCUCUCUUGCGGAUAUAGCUCAGAAAAAUAGACCAUUGUAUAAAGAAUUGAAAUACCUCUCUAAAAAGGUGUAUCUUGUAACUGUAAAAAAAUUUUGAAGAGUUGAUCUUUAGGGCAGGAAGUUAACAGGUGGUUGGAGGUUUUUAUGUAAAAAAAUUAAUUUUCAAAAAUGAGAAUCGUCCUGUUCAAGAGGAUCUACAUAUUUAAGUAUCUUAUUUAUAUUAUGGAAAUACUGAUUAUAUUCCAUAUAAUUUUCCUCACUUUGUAAAGUGUUAAUGAAUAUAUACUAUAUAAG